Messenger RNA from Hypoxylon fragiforme, 1676 nucleotides. RefSeq lists its product as uncharacterized. The record is from RefSeq and is a predicted model, not a curated record. The transcript is spliced from 2 exons. The coding region runs from base 109 to 1200 and encodes 363 amino acids. NCBI's taxonomy places the organism in Eukaryota, Fungi, Ascomycota, Sordariomycetes, Xylariales, Hypoxylaceae.
CGCCUAGAAUACGCGCCACUACCUUAGGUUAGUUACCUAGUAACUGUACGCCGCGCCGCGCUCGAUCCACACAAGCUUGAGAGACCUUGGGUACCGAUCGACCACAUAAUGCCCACCUAUCUCUGUCACGGCUUUCGCUGGCAUCGCCCAAGCAUUCGAUAUUUCGUGGUUAUUCAAAACGUCGACGACGCUGCUCCCGAAUGGAUCGUCGCCCGCCAAAGCCCCAUCGCCCUCCUUGACCAAUUCUACGAGUUAUUCGACUUCCUACCUCCCUGCACUCGCCCAGCGCGCAAUCUAAACUCUCCAUACCCUCACGCCCAAGAUCCUAACUCGACGAGCAACGGUUACACAUACCCCCGUAUACAUUCACACGCAGACCAAGAUAACAAAGGGAAGCUUCCCAAGCUCGAAAAUGGAACGAAGAGAAACAACAACGGUCUUCCAAAUGGGCUAUCUAAUCCCAGCAAUUCCUCGGCACAGGGCGCAAGGCUAAUGGAGCCCGAUCCGAGCGUCCCGUUUAACGAUUGGUCCGUGGUGAAGUUCUUGGAAGAGUUCGACCCGUCGGAUCUAUCCGUUGUCAGCGGGCCAUGGGCCUAUGUGGCAGAUCAUGUGGUGCGAAUAGACACAUCAGCCUCGGUCGCGGAACAGAUAAAUCUCUACGAGGCCCGAAUGAAGGCGGAACUUUACAGACCAAUGAGUGGUAUUAGCGAAGAGUCGGGUCGCAGGGUAAGCACCAUUAGCAACAAGAGGGUGGGCUGGUUUGAGAAACUGCGGGAUCAGUUACAAAGAAGCGAGAGCAUUCGGUGGUACGUCGUAGUCUGCGGCGAUGAAGAGCGCGACGACCAUGGUAGAGUGGAAAUCGAUGAAGAAGAAGGCGAGGGAGUGAGAGACAGGACGAAACUUCAAGACCGGGAACAACGGUCAUCGCGCUAUUCGCUGCGCGGAAUUGUGGAAAAUGGGUUCGAAUUCCGAUUACCUGAAUUCCUUGCUCCGGGUCGGGUGCCAGAACCGGGACCGAAGCGACGAAGGGAAGAGAGGAGGAUGGCCAAGCAGACUGACAAUAGUCAACCACUCAUACCUCCGCUCCCUGCCCCGAUUCAGGUCGUUCACACGGAAAAGGGCGUGAAACCGAAGAACUCCAAGUCUAGCGGCGGACUCAGGAGGCUGUUUUUGAAACGGAAGAUUUAUGGCUCAACUUAAGGUAUAUGUGUGCCUAGGCGGGCGUAGGUAUCUUGAUUGUCAUAUCGAGACCUAUAGCUCGUUGUCUUCCCCACAGCAUACCCAAAGCAGCGUUGCGCUCUUGGGUGGCUGUACGAUUAGGUACCAGAAAGACACCACUAGGUUAUGUUACUAUGUACCUACUCACACACCAAACAUUGAACUUCGCCAACUUCUUCUAAGCCAGCAGAGGAAAAGCCACCUCAAUAGGUAAACAACAUCCAUCUCUAUCAACAUUGCUACCUAUAAUAUCUAGCAAAGAUGGAGCAGUUACCAGAUCAGAUUAAGAUGAGCGUGCAAUCUGUCGCGGAGUCUGUCGCGCAGUCUGACCAGAUGUUAGACAAUGAUGAUUAUUUGAGCUCCAGACGCUCGUCUCCUUCUCGUUCUUUCGACUCCAGACGCUCAUCUUGUUCUUUUAACUCCACAUCUUCCUCUACUGAUUUGACCUAUAUACCUUU